Frieseomelitta varia is the source of this 7009-nucleotide messenger RNA. Its product is annotated as GRAM domain-containing protein 2A-like. The transcript is spliced from 6 exons. Gene Ontology annotation, biological process: intracellular sterol transport. Bases 625 to 1923 code for a protein of 432 amino acids. The record is from RefSeq and is a predicted model, not a curated record. NCBI's taxonomy places the organism in Eukaryota, Metazoa, Arthropoda, Insecta, Hymenoptera, Apidae. Gene Ontology annotation, molecular function: sterol binding; sterol transfer activity. Gene Ontology annotation, cellular component: endoplasmic reticulum membrane; plasma membrane; endoplasmic reticulum-plasma membrane contact site.
AAUCGAUCGUCGAAGAUUUCCUAAAGAUUCGAAGGGAAUCUUGAAAACUUGAGGUUUCUUUAAUUCGGGACGUGGCUGUAAAUGUAAAGACUGACUAGUCAGUCGUCUAUUCCGAAGUUGUGUUAUAUUUAGCCUCCACUUUGUCACCGUGAGUCAGUGACUAAUCAUCGAUCGGUAUUUCAUUUUACUUGGCGAAAAAUCCUCCUGAUAAAUAAGUAGAGAGGAGCAACCUUUAAGCAAUAUAUCACUCAGUUAUCUCAUCGUUGUCGCUUUUGAAUCUUAUUCUGUCACGCAGUUCGUUGUUGCAAUCGUUUGACGAAGAAAGAAGAAUUUCAACUGUGUUGUCGCACUUGUCCAAUAUUUCAUUCGAUUUUCUCUUUGCUUUCUCUGGUUCGUGUCGCAAUUGCCAGAAAGAAAAGAGCAAAAAGCAGCACGCUUUUUCACUGGCCACUUCGUCAAAAACUAUUCGAUAUAUAUAUAUAUCGAUAUAUGUACAUAUCAUCCAAGUGAAUCUCAGUUCAUUACGAUUUUUUGGAGAGUAGAAAAUCGAUAUCGAUACUGGGAUAGACCUUACUGAUAUAACUGCACUCUAACUGAACGAUAGAAAAAAAAGAAGAUUUCACAAUGGAGUUCGAAACGCGCGCUUUGAUCGAUUUUUGCUUAUCAUCUGGUCCAGUCACCAGGGCUAGGUCUGCGGGGUCCAUAGGAGCACGAUCCGCGCCCAGCACGCCUCUUCAAGUAGCUCCUGGUGCGCAACAAGCGGGCCAGCAAUCGAUUAGCGGCUCACAGCUUACGGUAGCCGCUGCCAAUAAUUCGCAGCCUCCGAGGAGCCCGAGCCACGUGGCCUUGAGAUGUAACGACAGUCAUCUUUCUAAACCGCUCAGCAGAAGUACACCAUCAAUGGCAGCUGGUGGUGUAACGCAGGCUCCACCAAAGGUUAGUAGAUCUUCGUCGACAUCGUCACCAACGACUACCAGCAGCGCGAGACAGAAGAAAUUCCACAGGCAUUUCUCUCAGGUCGCUGCGGACGAACGGGUGUUGAACUACUAUAGUUGCGCGCUGGUAGGCGACAUCCUGUUGCAAGGGCAUCUGUACAUCACGCCGAACUACUUUGCGUUCUACAGCAACGUGUUUGGCUAUGUGACGAAGCUACUGAUACCUACGGUUUCCGUGUUGAAGAUCAGCAAGGAGAAAACAGCACGGAUCAUUCCAAAUGCCGUGGCGAUCUCCACGGAGGAGGAGAGGCAUGUCUUCUGUUCCCUUCUGUCCAGAGACUCGACCUUCAAGCUGAUGAAACAGGUUUGGGACGCGGCGAUGGAGCCACAGCCGUCGCCAGCGAUUCUACCGUUGACCAACGAGGAGAAGCUCCUCGCUCCAGACACGCUGGUCGUCGAUGACUCCGAGGUGAACCCCGAGGAGGAUGAUUCCAGCAUGUCUGAAAGCGGGACGGAUCUGAAUACCAGGCCGCCGACCGUCUGCACCGACACCGAUGGCGUUCCAUUGCCAAUUGCCAGGCCUAGUUUGCCGCCACCUGCAAAGGUGGAACCAUCAUCGGUGUCGAUGCUUCCAACAACGUCCAACAGAUCCAAAGUCGUCCUAUCCUUGUUCACGGAUUGUUUGAAAACUAGCACAGUGAUCACCAUCUUAAUAGCUCUUCUAGCAGCUCUAUACGUGUCGGCGGCUCUGAUGAUGAUUCGCAUCGACAGGUUACACACAGCGUAUCUAAAUCAUCCGCUCGUUUCGCCGGAGCGUUUCACUCAGGAUCGACUUUUGGACUACCUUAAUACAAAUCUAGAUCAAAUAGUAAAGGUACGACAGAGUCUACAGACGCUGUCGCAGCAGUUCGUGUCGAUGGGUCAAAGCGGUGAAACAGAGCCGAGCGUAUCCGGUGGCGUGUUAGAGCCGGAAGACGCUCCGAGUUAGCCCCCGACGAGGCUAAAUAAUUUAAUGCAACCAAAUAAUACGAGUCCCCGUCGCCUCGCUAGCGUAUGAAGCGUCUCGUAUUAAUACGUCGUUGUCUUCGUGGUCGGCGUCGAUUAUAAUCGGCGUGCGAAAACGAUCUCGAUUCGGGCGACUGAUUGACGGUGUCGCUUCGACGAUCCUCAAUAGGCAAUUGUUAUCAUUAGAGUACCUAGACUUAUCUGGACAGAUUCCGAGGAUAAUAGAUUGUUCAGAGUAAAACGAUAAAAGAAGACAAAGCUUAAAAAAAGAAAAAACAAAAAAAAAAAACAAGAAAAAUAGAAAAAAAAGAUGAAAGUGAAAAAAACGUGCGUUGAGGAAUUUUCGAACAGGGGAAUCGUUAAUAGGAUUCCUUCACACCUAGAUUUGAGAAGCAUGCGUAACUCGAGUCUUAAUUUUCAGUCACGCUUGCAGAAUUUAAAUAAGACGCUUAAAUGCAGUAACAGAGAUAAAAAAAAGUUUAUAUAUAUAUAUGUAUAUAUAUAUAUAUAUAUAUAUAUAUUUAAAGAAGAAACGCCAUAUAUACGAUACAUGUGUACGAAUGUUUGCAAGACAAAUUGUACGAUGUAUGGAUAUGACGAUGAAUUGUCGAACACGAAGCAAAAAAAAAAAAAAAAAUAGAGAGAAAAAAGAAAGAAAUAUUCGAGCGCGCAACGCGAGCGAAGGGAUUUUCGUUUUUUUGAACUAGUCACGUAUUUAUAUAUUACCCCACGUACAACAAGAGUAUAAUGAACAAAGUGGAAUAUAUAUAUAUACCUUAUAUUAUAUAUUAUAUAUAUAAUGUAUGAUAGUGUAAUAUUAUAUGUAUAUUAUAUAUAUAAUAUAUUCUAUAUUAUAAAGAAGCUAUAUAUAUAUAUAUAUAUAUACAUAUAUAUAUGUAUAUGUAUAUGUACAUAUAUAUAUAUACACAUACACACACACACAUAGAUAUGCAUAUUUCGCGAUUACUUGUUGAUUAUUAUAUAUCUGAUAUAUCUGAGCUAGUUCAGGCACUACCUUUUUCAUCGAUACAACUGGCAAAAGAAUUGCAUUAUAGAAUUAAUAAGGUGGUUAUACACAUUUGUGUCGCAGAAAACGAGAAGUUCUGUAUUGUAUCGUGACAAGUGAAAGAGUACCAAGAAUGAAAAAAAAAAAAAAAGAAAUUUCUUAUUCAGACGAGCUUGUGCAGUACUCCGAUCGUUCGGAAUACACGCUAUUUUGUCGUCGAACAUCGAAUACUGCGCCUUUUAGACAAAAAGAGUUAAAAUGAAAAAAAAAAAAAGAUGAAUAAAGAAACAUUGCAUUUCCCGCGCACACUGGUGUUCCUACGAAAAAAAAAAAACUUUUCUGAUCGUUCGUUCGGAAUGGUAACGAAAGGGUAGUUUCCUUUAUUUCUCUCUUUCUUUUCGUAUUUUUUUUUUUUUUUUUUUUCUUUCUUGACUUGACUCUUUCGAGACUCAUUCUUGACAUGCGAAAGUGCUCGCGAAAUAUUUCAUUCACUUAUGAGCGUAUUUCAAUGACAGUUGCACAUAUGUUCUUCUAUGUAUGUGUGAAACAAUACGAAGAAACGUUCGGACAAAGCGUUAUUAUAAUUGCGGUUAUAAAAUAUGGGAUACGAGAAACGGGAGACUUGACUGUGAUAGUAGGAUCGAGGAUCGCAUUUUGUUAAAACACGACCGCGUUUAGCAGAUUCGUUGUGUGUUUGUCCCAUUAAAAGAAAAAUGAAGUAACUAAAUAAAUAAAAAAAGAAAAAAAAAAAAAGAAACCUAAGGUAAAACGAGAGACUGGUUGUUACGAUCGGACCAAAAAAAAAAAAGAAAAAAAAACUGGCGUAAACGCGGUCGUCAUUGCGCGAGAUCGCGUGGGAUCUAAAGAGAAGUGCUGUUACAUUAUUUAGCUAAUAUUUAUAAAAAAAAAAAAGGAGGAAGAAGAAAAGAACUAUGCGUACGUCAAAGUGAAAUUUCUUUGAACCAUUGUUUCUUUCGAUAUCGUUGAUCAUUCAUUGCAGUUAAACGAUUGUGAUUGUAUUUACCGAUAUAUAAAUGAUGUUAAUUUUUUUUUUUAUGAUUUUAAAACACACACACACACACACACUAUGCCUUUGCUAUUGUAAGUUUUUUUAUUCUCGUUACGUUCGCGAAACGUGUAUUUUAAAUUAUAAGGGGAAAAAGGAGAAGGCGAUAGAAGAAAAAGAAGAAGAAGAAGAAGAAGAAGAAAGCGAGAAGAUAUAGAAAUAUUGGGGAUAUAUUUAUCUGGUGGCAAUUUAGCAGACUAUUUAAUUUAUUUUUACCUGUUUUUAAUUACAGACUUAUAUUUUGAAUAUUUCUUUUCCUUUUGUAUAUUUUACGUUCACGUUGAUUAAAUUCGCUGGAAAUUUAUGGUUGUACAUGCCUUUUUAACGCGUGGGUUACUCGCGAGGGAGUGGAGGAGAUACUUGUGCCUGGCGUGUGCCGUAAUGGAAGAAAAUCGGCUGCAUUCUAAAAUAGAGAAAAGGAAACAUACGGGGGAUUCGUUCAUAUUACGAUUUACAUCGAAUCUUAUUUUCUCUCAUUCUGUUAGAUCGAACGCGUUUGAAAUUGAACGGUGUUGUUAAUAUUAGAUCGAUGCGUAUGAAAUGUCGUUUCUUCGAAAUACCAGUUUGUCAGUUGAAUUGGAAUACUUGUGAAUAUUUAUUACUGAUCAGAGUCAAAUAUUGUUUCAAAUUUAUGUCGAAUUUAAGUCGCGAAACCAACCACUACUUAUUACUUGGAGCUAACUCCUCUUUACAGCAAACGAAAUAGAAUAUGUAUAAAAAAUAAGGCUGCCUCAUUCUUGCUGCAAAAAUUUUAGUUAUUAAUUAAAUAACUGCAUUAGUUAUUAAUUAAUCAACUGCAUUAAAGGAGGAGAAAUUUACUAUGCACGCAUAUUCAAUUGUUAAAAACACCUGUAAUAAAUAUAAUCGAAACUUUAUCGUAAUAAUCAGAAUAGUUCUGCAAUUUUAUCAUGGUUAGAGUUUCUUCGAAAAUUACACUUGAGGAAAGUCUCACCUUAUGUUUGGAAAAACGACACUUCGUAUACACCGAUCUAAUACGGUACAGAAGAAAAUAGUGAAAGCUGGACGACAUUCGUCAUUCGAGAGUUAAGAGGAACUAGAGGAAACAUUUAAAACUGUCUGACAAAACUUGACGACAUAUUUCGAAACUAUUGUAACUUCUUGCAUAAAGUGUAAAGCAUUGUUUUUUUUUUUUUUUUUUUUUUCUGUAAGAACUUAUCUGCAUCAUUCUACUAAAAGUCACUGAAGAAUUAUAUAACCAAAUAAUUCGCAGAUGUUUAUUGAACGAUUAAAUGGAGAAACUAUUUUUAAGGAUGACUAGUUGGUGACAGUUGUCCAUUGGAUCUAUCUGUGGUCAGCGUUCCGUAAAAUUUCUAACGGAAACCAAGUCUAUUAAAGGGCGUUUCUCUCUUUCCGUUCUCGUACGAAUAUCGUUCGCCUUAAUUGCGACGUUUUCUAGACACUUUCAGAGCGAUGCUCAACGUGCAACCUCGUUAUUCCUAGAACAUGUAUCCGUAUAUAACAGCUCUUGAUUUGUACUUGUUAUACGCGCACGAAUUGUUCGAUUAAACUUGCUGUACUUUUUCGAAUCUGAUGUCGUUAAGCAGUUCGAUCAAAUUGAUGGAACUGAUGUAUGGAUCAGUGGUGAUCAUUGUCUCAGACACAAUAGGUCGAAGCUAAUAGUUUCUUCUUUUUGUAAAUUCCUGAUUUUUGGAAUAAAAUAGUGAUUAUUUAUACGAGGUAUAUUUAUACGAUAGUAUAUAUCAAAUGUCAUAAAAAUUUUGUCCCUUCCAUUGUUCGAAAAGAAUAGAAUUAUUGUUAAAUUUCAAUUGAUGAAUUACAAUUUGUUUCUUGUCCUCGCAAUGUUAAGUUUGAUGAGAUUCGUUUGCUUGUUAUUACAAUUUUGUUAUUACAAAAUAUUAAUCUUUUAAUUCAUGGUAAAUUAAGAAUUUGUUAUAAAUAUUACAAUAAUGUCGAGUUAUUAACUUAUACUGUAAAUAUUACAUUACUUUACUCUCAGGUUAAUGUUUUAUUUUCUGGUAUAGUGUGCUUUUAUAACAGUAUUGUCCGUAGGGGAAGUAAUUUGUAUAAUGAUACAUGUAUAACUACGAUAAUGUAAAAGUUUAUUCGGUUAUUUAAAUUAUUCCCUUUUUCUGUUUCUAAAUAUUUUAUCCAUCUACUAUUUUAUUGAGUAUUCUAAUUGAUAGCAAAUGUUAAAUAUUAAUAUUAAUUUAAUAUCUUAAUAUUAGAUAUUUUAAUGUUGUUAAAUAUUUUCCAAAGUUUCUUGUUCAUGUUCCUUACGAUUCUUUUCUUUUCGAGCAAGAAAUUAUCAGUUUGAUUUCAUUUGCAAAUUAUUGUAGUUGACAAUAGGGGAACAUUGUUAAAGCUUGGAAAGAAACUGUUUGACAAAAAUUCAAAUUUUAAUUACAUUUGAUCUAUUUAUUGUUCUAUAAUUUACAAAAAUAUAUGAAGAUCACAAAACAGAGGUAAAAUUGCGCUUUAAUUGAAGUUGAAGUGUCAAACUACUUUUUUUAUUCUUAUUUUUAAGACACUUGUAUCUUUAUUUAACUAAUUUCACUUUCUUCUCUUCAACCAUAUGCCAAAAAGUGGAUCUGUCAUAUUUCCUCAUUGUGGAAUCUUCAUAUAAAAAGAAUCAAUAUAAUACAUUUCAGUGUCGAAUGUACCAGUCUAAAUAAUUACAAUGUUUUUUUGCUUAGUCACGCGAAUCAGAUUUUGAAAACGUGCAGCUCUUGUCGACGAAUUGUACCCUUUGCGUAAAUGAGAAGAGAGCAAAUUUGUUACACUCAGCGUAGACGUCUUUAGAAUGCAUUUGAGAACGUGUGUUGGUUCCUGGUGAGAGAUAUACGUACUUGGUUGAACGAAUGAAGGGAAGAGGCGAAGGUGAGAAACGAAGGGAAAGAGGGCAAAUGGAAGACCGUACAAUUUGAAAAUCACAGACAGACCAAUAAUUUACAACGUAAUUUGUGUAGUCCGAUGAGACGGAGCGCAAAUAAAUUUAUGGAAAAAUUGAGGCACCAA